Molecule: messenger RNA, 1660 nt
Organism: Rhododendron vialii
Lineage: Eukaryota; Viridiplantae; Streptophyta; Magnoliopsida; Ericales; Ericaceae
Product: alpha-galactosidase 3-like
Exons: 15
Coding region: 39-1466 (475 amino acids)
Biological process (GO): carbohydrate metabolic process
Molecular function (GO): hydrolase activity, hydrolyzing O-glycosyl compounds
Source: RefSeq, a predicted model, not a curated record
GGACGGGGAAAACGUGCGUUGGCACUUGUGAACUUGGCAUGAUCCCUAGUCCAAAGGUCCGUGUACACGACAAGUCAGAUUCUUUCAACGUAAAAACCAUACUACUGUAUUACCACGGAACGGACACAUCUUUUCUUCUCCUUUCGUCUUUAUCUGUCCUCAUUGUUGAAGAAGUGACACUAAAAAUGGGGAAGAUGAAUGGCAUGUGGUCUGCAUUACACGUACUGAUUCUGUAUCUAUCGACGAUCUCCGGAGCAAUCGAAGUGCGUGUGGCGCCGUUGCAGAAUCAGGAGAAACCCAGAUCCUGCAACAGCUCUGAUUCUUCCGAUUAUGGCAUUCUCAAUCUCAACAAUGGCUUGGGCCUAACUCCUCAGAUGGGAUGGAAUAGCUGGAAUUUCUUUGCAUGCAACAUCAAUGAAACAGUUAUCAAGGAAACAGCCGAUGCGCUUAUCUCAACUGGUUUGGCAGAUUUAGGUUAUAUUUAUGUAAACAUAGAUGAUUGCUGGUCGGCUCUGACACGAAAUUUGGAGGGUCAACUAGUUCCAGAUCCAAAAACUUUUCCUUCAGGAAUUGCAGCUCUUGCUGAUUAUGUACAUGAGAAAGGCCUCAAGCUCGGAAUUUAUUCUGAUGCUGGGAUCUUUACAUGCCAAGUUCGACCUGGAUCACUUUACCAUGAACAUGAUGAUGCAGAGCUCUUUGCCUCUUGGGGUGUGGAUUAUUUGAAGUAUGACAACUGUUACAAUCUUGGAAUCAAACCAGAAGAAAGAUACCCACCUAUGCGUGAUUCUCUAAAUGCAACUGGACGUCCAAUUUUCUAUUCAAUCUGUGAAUGGGGUGUUGAUGACCCUGCCUUAUGGGCUUGGAAGGUUGGAAAUAGUUGGCGAACAACAGAUGACAUCAAUGAUACAUGGGCAAGCAUGACUACCAUUGCUGAUCUUAAUGACAAGUGGGCUCCCUAUGCUGGUCCUGGUGGAUGGAAUGAUCCGGACAUGUUAGAAGUUGGAAAUGGUGGCAUGACUUACCAUGAAUACCGAGCACAUUUUAGCAUUUGGGCUUUGAUGAAGGCUCCUCUUUUGAUUGGAUGUGAUGUAAGGAACAUGACAGCAGAAGCAUUUGAAAUACUAAGCAAUGAGGAGGUAAUUGCUGUGAAUCAAGACUCUCUGGGUGUUCAAGGCAGGAAAGUGCAUGUUGCAGGAACAGACGGUUGCCGUCAGGUAUGGGCAGGUCCUCUGACGGAUCAACGUCUGGCUGUUGCUCUUUGGAACCGAUGUUCAAAAGCUGCAAAUAUUACAGCUGCAUGGAGUACACUUGGACUUGAAUCCUCUACCAGUGUCUCCGUGAGAGAUUUGUGGAAGCAUCAAGAUAUUCUGGAAGAUGCGGUGGCAUCAUUUAGUGCCCGCGUUGAGGCUCACGGCUGCGAGAUGUAUGUUUUCACUCCCCAUAAGGCGUGGCGCUCUGAGAUUUAGGUGUAUAUUAUCCCCAGCUUCGUGUAUCGCUUGGCUCAAAUGAUCCCCUUCUUUGUUGGUGGUAAAUAAUUGUAUGCUGUGGCCAUUUCCUAGUGUCUUUGUAGCUAGCCUUUUAGUCAUUGUUGUACCAUUUGACAGAUUAUGCUAUUGAAAGGUCCUAUUCGGACAAAGUAAAAAUAAUCAUUCAAAAGUUA